AUGUCUCUCCUCGCCCAUGCAGGAAAAAUCCCCCUCUUGAUCUUAAUGACUUGGCCACAAUAUGUCGCCCACACUCCUCCCAACCCUGUCGUCACCGAGCGGUCCGCAGCACUUCCGGCAUCUGUAGGGCGUGCGACCGUCCAGUUGAGGCCGGUGUGGAUGCGACACGUACAUAAGGCGAUGAUGGAAGCCGUCAUACUCGCCGACAUUCUCGCCAUUGCAGCAUUUUUUCUACCCGCCAGCAUUGCUCUCUCGCUCCCAGUCGACGAAGCCACUUUCGCCACUUGUGCACGGAUCCGCAUCACGCCCGCAUUCCUCGUCGGAUGGACCCUCCUUGUCGUCGGGGCCUGGUUGAAGAUGGCAUCCUUCCGCGAGCUCGGCAAGCACUUCACGUUCGAAGUCACAGUGCAGAACGACCAUCGCCUCGUCACAACCGGCCCGUAUUCCGUCGUUCGCCACCCGGCCUACACGGCGACGUGGAUCAUGUUCGUCGGGACUGUGCUCUGCGCUUUUAGCGAAGGGGCGUGGUUCAGAGAGUCCGGGUUCCUCCACACCUGGAAGGGCCGGCUCAUCGCGCUGUUGUGGGUGGCAGACCUCACGUACGCGCCUUCGAUGAUGGUUUUCAAGCGGGUGCGGGUCGAAGACGCUCUGAUGAAGAAGACCUUCGGGAAGGAGUGGGACGAAUGGACGAAGCAAACGCCGUGGGCGGUCUUACCGUGGAUAUACUGA
Molecule: messenger RNA, 729 nt
Organism: Epithele typhae
Lineage: Eukaryota; Fungi; Basidiomycota; Agaricomycetes; Polyporales; Epitheliaceae
Exons: 2
Coding region: 1-729 (242 amino acids)
Source: RefSeq, a predicted model, not a curated record